Messenger RNA from Trichomonas vaginalis G3, 558 nucleotides. Its product is annotated as organellar and viral DNA polymerase type B. The transcript has a single exon. Bases 1 to 558 code for a protein of 185 amino acids. The record is from RefSeq and is a predicted model, not a curated record. Lineage: Eukaryota; Parabasalia; Trichomonadida; Trichomonadidae.
AUGGACAAAGAUUGCGACAUGGUUUAUAAAAACAUUUCUGACAUAUAUAAAUCUGAGGAGUUUAAGACUUACGAUAACUUUGUUUCAUUAGUUGCAAAAUGUGUUUGGGAAAUAAGAGAUAAAGAUAGAAGAGGCAAAGUAUGGAACGAACAAAUAAGACCCGCUAUGUUUGAGAUGAAGAGAGCAAUUGACGCUUUAGUUGUUUUAGCUGGUUUUAUUUCAAUGUAUAACGCAAAAAUGAACCCGCAAUGUUCAAAAUGUAAAGCAGGAAUAAGAAAAUAUAACUACUCAGUCAAAGAGAUAGAACGUAUGCGAAACGACUAUGCAGACUUAAAGAAAGAAGCAGAAAAGCCAGCAGAAGAUAAAAUGGACAUGUUAGCAUUUCUGAACAAAAACUAUCCAACAGCAGAAGAUUUCCUUCUGUCUGACGUCAAGAAGAAGUAUAAAGAAACCUUCGGUAUUGUUAAAACUUUUGACAUACUGACAGAAGAAAUAGAAGCUACGAAAUUGUUUAGGAUUUCAAAUAUACAUCGUACAAUUCAUGUAAAACGCUUGUGA